Messenger RNA from Penicillium mononematosum, 891 nucleotides. RefSeq lists its product as uncharacterized. Bases 1 to 891 code for a protein of 296 amino acids. The record is from RefSeq and is a predicted model, not a curated record. The transcript has a single exon. Lineage: Eukaryota; Fungi; Ascomycota; Eurotiomycetes; Eurotiales; Aspergillaceae.
AUGUGGCAACCAGUUGCUCUUCCCUACAAAAGUGGCUCUCUGCCUCUACGCGCUCUACCUACUCCAGAUGAGAUCCGGGCAUGUCCCAAUAUUAUAUCGGACUUCGUUGACAAGGUCGUUGCUAUAAAUGAUGAGAUUGUUGUUAAAUUUGGUAGAAUUGUGUAUCCAUGGGAGGGACAGGCUUUAGUUUACCUCGAACAACACGCCCCUGAUGUUCCAGCUCCCCGACUGUACGCAAUGUACCGUGAUGCUGGGGAUUUCUUCCUGGUCAUGCAACGCGCUCCAGGUGUGCGACUGGACUCAAUUUGGUCGUCAUUGACUGAGUCCGACAAAGAUGACAUUGUCGCCAAAAUCCGCACGGCAGUUGAUACUUUGCGGCAGGCCAAGAGCCCAUGGCCUGAUGACUUUUAUGGAAGCUUGGAUGGCGGCAGUUGCCACUACCAUUUAUUCUGGUGUCGGAAGGGCAGUGGAAAGCACUUGGGGCCAUUCCAUGGUGAAGCUGCCUUUGCUGCAGGGCUCGCAGAGAAUCAUCGAGCUGCAACUGAAAGUGAUGGUCGGCCAGACUAUAAAACUCGCUUCUUUGAACUCGCCCUCCCUCGCUUACUUAAAGGACACCGGCCAACGUUAACACACGGGGACCUUCAGCCGAAGAACAUUGUGGUCGCGGAGAGAGGUCGCAAUUCUCGAGGAGAGCGAUCCUUUGACGUCACGCUUGUGGAUUGGGAAGCUUCUGGCUGGUAUCCUGACUUCUGGGAAUAUACCAGUGCGUUUUGCACGCCCCCAUUUCUCAACUGGAUGGAUGACUGGUGCUGGCGACUUCAUGAGUUUCUUCAGAUAUGGCCGGCCGAAUUGGGAAUAAUGCGUAUCAUGGAUAGAGAUUGGCUAAACUAG